This is a messenger RNA of Thamnophis elegans (Western terrestrial garter snake), 1668 nucleotides long. It is a transcript of the gene FOXF1, whose product is annotated as forkhead box F1. Gene Ontology annotation, cellular component: nucleus. The transcript is spliced from 2 exons. Gene Ontology annotation, molecular function: DNA-binding transcription factor activity, RNA polymerase II-specific; RNA polymerase II cis-regulatory region sequence-specific DNA binding. Lineage: Eukaryota; Metazoa; Chordata; Lepidosauria; Squamata; Natricidae. Gene Ontology annotation, biological process: regulation of transcription by RNA polymerase II; animal organ morphogenesis. The record is from RefSeq and is a predicted model, not a curated record. Bases 367 to 1668 code for a protein of 433 amino acids.
AGGGAGGAAGAAGGAAGGAAGGAAAGAAAGAGAAGAAAGAAAGAAAAACCCUCGUGCCGAAAAGCUAGUUCGGAUCCUCGGGAAUAAAUCCCGGGGUGGGGGGCGGGAGUUGGACCCUUUCCUUGCCAAGAGGGGCGCGCCUUCGCGUCACUGCUCCUUUUCCGGGGUUCCUCCGAGGUAGCCGCCCGACGCAGUCGGCGCUUGGAGAACAAGAGCCGCCCCCGCGGGAUCUCAGGCCCUCGGCGGCGGAAGGCGGGCGGUCGAGCGCGCCCGCGCCCCCCCCCCGCCCCUGGGGAGGCCAGUCCCCCUCCCUUCCCGCCCCGGAGCCUGUCCUUAGGGAGGGGUGGGGGCGCUCGGUAGCCGUCGAUGACCGCAGGGCUGCUGCUGCGCGCUCCUGCCUCUCGCCCGCCGCCGCUGCCGCUGCCGUUGCCCGGGGCCAGGGCGCUUGCUAUGUCCGCAGCCUCCGACAAGCCGCUCGGACCCGCCGCCGCCAUGGAGGCCGCCUCAUCCACCAGUUCCUCGACGCCCAGCAGCAGCGGCGGUGGUAGCGGCGGCGGCGGCGGUGCCGGCGGCCCCAAGACUAAGAAGAGCAACGCGGGCAUCCGCCGUCCGGAGAAGCCGCCCUACUCCUACAUUGCGCUGAUCGUUAUGGCCAUCCAGAGCUCGCCGUCCAAGCGGCUGACCCUGAGCGAGAUCUACCAGUUCCUGCAGGCGCGUUUCCCCUUCUUCCGCGGCUCCUAUCAGGGCUGGAAGAAUUCGGUGCGCCACAACCUCUCGCUCAACGAGUGCUUCAUCAAGCUGCCCAAAGGGCUGGGCCGGCCGGGCAAGGGCCACUACUGGACCAUCGACCCGGCCAGCGAGUUCAUGUUCGAGGAAGGCUCCUUCCGACGGCGACCCCGCGGCUUCAGGAGGAAGUGCCAGGCCCUGAAGCCCAUGUACAGCAUGAUGAACCUGAAUUUCAACCACCUCCCCGACAGCUACGGCUUCCAGGGACCCUCCUGCCCGCCCAGCAGCCUGCCUUUGGACGGGGGCGCCCUGGGCAUGGUCAACGUGGACGGCAUGGGUCUGGCCGGCCACUCCGUGCCCCACCUGCCUUCCAACGGAGGCCACCACGCCUACAUGAGCAGCUGCGGCGGAGCCGGGGCCGCCUCGGCCGGAGGGGAUUACGGCCACCACGACGGCUCGGUGCCCGCUUCCCCGCUGCUGCCCGGCGGAGGGGUGAUGGAGCCCCACUCGGUUUACUCCGGCACGGGGCCCUCGGCUUGGGCGCCCUCACCCGCCCCCGGCUUGAACGGCGGCGCCUCCUACAUCAAACAACAGUCGCUCUCGCCUUGCAACCCGGCGGCCAACCCGCUCUCGUCGGGCCUCUCCUCGCACUCGUUGGAACAGCCCUACCUGCACCAGAACAGCCAUAACCCUGCCGAACUCCAAGGUAAGGAUCCGGGGACGGGCGUCGGGAGCUCCGGACCCCGGCUGGAGACGGGCGGGCCCGAGCUUGGGGUGGGGUGGGGGGAACGGGUUCAAGGCUCCGGGAAAGUCGGAGGCAAACGGCCAAGCGAGUCGGGGAUCCAGCGGAAUGGGCGGCUGGAGAAGCUGAAAUCCGACAACAAAUGCAAAAGGCGCCCCGAAACACGAGAGAAUCCCCCGCAGCAAAGCUCAAAUAUCUAG